Rangifer tarandus platyrhynchus (Svalbard reindeer) is the source of this 285-nucleotide messenger RNA. NCBI's taxonomy places the organism in Eukaryota, Metazoa, Chordata, Mammalia, Artiodactyla, Cervidae. The record is from the annotation of a GenBank genome assembly.
AUGGCCGUAUCUCACACCACUUUCUCUGGUUUGAGGACAGAAAUGGGCAUCUUGCAAACCAACCAGUACUUGCACUCCCAGCUGGAAAAAAGCAAACAGGACUUUCGAGACCUCACAGAGAAACUGCUCACGUCCCAAGCUACUGUUUACUCCCUGGCCAACCAGCUGCAGAAAUACAAGUGUGAAGAGUACAAGGACCUCAUUGAAUCUGUGCUGGAGGAGGAAAUGCCCUUUGAGGAGGGGAAGCUGGCAGAGAAGAGGAGACUGGCUACACGGCUUGGGUAA